AUGCAUCACCUGUCGACCAACUCUUCAAGGUCUCUCCGACGUGCAGCUGCUAAGGCUGUCAAGCCCUCGUUAACUCGUGGCGCUCAUAAGGAGAUCAAGUUUUCGAACGAGGGCAGAGCCAGCAUUCUGAAGGGUGUUGACGUCCUCGCCAACGCGGUCAGUGUUACUCUCGGCCCGAAAGGUCGCAACGUUAUCAUUGAGCAGUCGUUUGGCGGUCCAAAAAUCACCAAGGACGGUGUCACUGUAGCAAAGUCCAUUACACUCCAGGACAAGUUUGAGAACCUUGGUGCCCGUCUUGUCCAAGACGUUGCCCAGAAAACCAACGAGAUAGCAGGUGACGGUACAACAACUGCCACCGUCCUUGCACGGGCUAUCUACUCCGAGGGUGUCAAAAAUGUCGCGGCUGGAUGCAACCCCAUGGAUCUCCGUCGGGGCUCGCAAGCUGCUGUUGACCGUGUGGUAGAUUACCUUGCUUCGCAAACCAAAACAAUAACCACAACUGCCGAGAUUGCUCAAGUAGCAACUAUUUCAGCAAAUGGUGACGUUCAUGUUGGUAACCUCAUAGCUCAGGCCAUGGAAAAAGUCGGUAAGGAAGGAGUGAUCACCGUCAAAGAAGGAAAGACCAUCGAGGACGAGAUUGAGGUGACGGAGGGUAUGCGUUUCGACCGUGGGUUUAUCUCACCGUACUUCAUCACCGACGUGAAGGGUCAAAAGGUUGAGUUUGAAAAGCCUCUCAUUCUUCUUUCCGAAAAGAAAAUUUCGGCCUUACAAGACAUUCUUCCGGCUCUCGAACUUGCCGCUCAGUCGCGUCGUCCUCUUCUUAUCAUCGCCGAAGACAUCGACGGUGAGGCUCUCGCUGCGUGUAUCGUCAACAAGCUUCGCGGGCAGCUGGCUGUCGCUGCCGUGAAGGCUCCCGGCUUCGGUGACAACCGGAAGUCCAUUCUCGGUGACCUUGCCAUUUUAACUGGCGGAACUGUCUUCACCGACGAGAUCGACAUUAAGCUCGAUAAAGCUACUCCAGAUAUGUUUGGUACUACUGGAAGCGUCACUGUCACCAAAGAAGAUACCAUUUUCCUCAAUGGCGAAGGUUCUAAGGACGCUAUUCAGGCUCGCUGCGAACAGCUCCGUGCUCUUAUCGCCGAUCCUACUACCUCCGACUAUGACUGUACUCGUUUGCAGGAGCGUCUUGCUAAGCUUUCCGGGGGUGUUGCCGUCAUUAAGGUUGGUGGAUCUAGUGAAGUUGAGGUCGGGGAAAAGAAGGAUCGUUAUGACGAUGCGCUCAAUGCUACCCGAGCUGCUGUCGAGGAAGGUAUCCUUCCCGGAGGUGGUGUCGCUCUCCUCAAAGCCUCCUUGAUGCUGAGCACCACCUCGCCAUCCCCUGCUUCAUCUAGCACUCCUGUCUCCCCUAAUGCCAACCCUAUACCUACCGCCAAUUUCGACCAGGACCUUGGUGUUUCCAUUAUCCGUCGUGCUAUUUCAGGUCCAUCCCGCGCCAUCCUUAACAACGCUGGCGAGGAAUCUAGUGUCAUUGUUGGCACACUUCUCUCAACAUACGGUUCCCCUGAUAAGUUUGCCUGGGGAUAUGACGCUAGCAAGGGUGAAUACGUCGACAUGAUCAAGGCUGGUAUUGUUGACCCAUUGAAGGUUGUCCGAACUGCGCUAGUCGACGCAGCCGGUGUUGCAAGUUUGUUAACAACAAGCGAGUGCUGUGUGGUAGACGCACCAGAAGAGAAGCCAGCUGCUCCUAUGGGAGGCAUGGGCGGUAUGGGAGGUAUGGGAGGUAUGGGCGGGUUCUAA
Lentinula edodes (shiitake mushroom) is the source of this 1797-nucleotide messenger RNA. Its product is annotated as chaperonin Cpn60/TCP-1 family. The coding region runs from base 1 to 1797 and encodes 598 amino acids. Gene Ontology annotation, molecular function: ATP-dependent protein folding chaperone; ATP binding; protein-folding chaperone binding. The record is from RefSeq and is a predicted model, not a curated record. Gene Ontology annotation, biological process: protein import into mitochondrial intermembrane space; apoptotic mitochondrial changes; mitochondrial unfolded protein response. Gene Ontology annotation, cellular component: mitochondrial matrix; mitochondrial inner membrane. The transcript is spliced from 4 exons. NCBI's taxonomy places the organism in Eukaryota, Fungi, Basidiomycota, Agaricomycetes, Agaricales, Omphalotaceae.